Molecule: messenger RNA, 2279 nt
Organism: Peromyscus eremicus (cactus mouse)
Lineage: Eukaryota; Metazoa; Chordata; Mammalia; Rodentia; Cricetidae
Gene: Mutyh
Product: mutY DNA glycosylase
Exons: 16
Coding region: 545-2140 (531 amino acids)
Biological process (GO): base-excision repair; mismatch repair
Cellular component (GO): nucleus
Molecular function (GO): 8-oxo-7,8-dihydroguanine DNA N-glycosylase activity; 4 iron, 4 sulfur cluster binding; purine-specific mismatch base pair DNA N-glycosylase activity
Source: RefSeq, a predicted model, not a curated record
ACGCGCUGCACACUGGGACUUGUAGUCUCCUAUGAGAUCUGUCGCAAGCAGAAGCGACAGGCCUGUCUCUAGAACUACCGGCCCGAGGCUUUUCCCUCCACAGGACCGCGUAGGCUUCUGUGGCUAAGCCCUGGGAAGCCACUCACCGUCAGAGGUCGUUGGAACUGAAGGCACACCGUCGACACUGUCGGCGGCCAUGACGCCGCGCGCCCCGCGCCAGGCUUCUGUAGGUACGCGGAGACUUCCGCUUCGUCUCCCGGAGAGACUCCGGUCUAGGAUGGGGCGGGAUCUCGGCGUCAGGGUCCCGUAGGGGCAACUUCCGUUCGGAGUGGUCCGGCCGAGUGCGGAGCGCGGGCCUUGCGCGCGCUGAGUGUCUAUUGGCUGAGCGUCCGGACAGAGCGAAGCCACGCCCCUUGGCGGGUUCUCUGGGGCUGCGGGUUGGAGACUGCGCACGAGGCUAGGAGUGGCCUCAAACUGUUGAGCUGAAGAUGACCUUGAGCUCCUGAACCUCCUGACCCUGUCAACACUGGGAUUAUAGGUUAUCAUGAAGAAGCUACGAGCAUCUGUAAGGAGUCACAGAAAGCCACUAGCCAACCACGAGAGAAGGAGAAAAUGUGCCCUUAGCAGUAGCCAGGCCACACCCUCUGCCCCUGAUGGCCAGGCCAAGCAGAAGAGAGAAGAGUUACUGCAGGCCUCUGUCUCCCCGUACCAUCUGUUCAGAGACAUGGCCGAUGUCACGACUUUCCGAAGGAACUUGCUCAGCUGGUAUGACCAAGAGAAGCGGGACCUACCUUGGAGAAGAUGGGUCAAGCAGGAGGCCAAUUUGGACAGGCGAGCCUAUGCUGUGUGGGCGUCAGAGGUUAUGCUGCAGCAGACCCAGGUUGCCACAGUGAUCGACUAUUAUACCCGAUGGAUGCAGAAGUGGCCAACACUCCAGGACCUGGCCAAUGCUUCCCUGGAGGAGGUGAACCAGCUUUGGUCUGGCCUGGGCUACUAUUCUCGAGGCCGUCGGCUGCAAGAGGGAGCUAGGAAGGUGGUGGAGGAGCUGGGAGGUCAUAUGCCACGGACAGCAGAGACCCUGCAGCAGCUCCUGCCUGGCGUGGGGCGGUACACAGCCGGAGCCAUUGCUUCGAUUGCCUUUGACCAGGUAACUGGUGUGGUGGAUGGGAAUGUUUUACGGGUGCUGUGCCGUGUCCGUGCCAUUGGUGCCGAUCCCAGCAGCACCCUUGUCUCUCAUCACCUCUGGAGCCUAGCUCAUCAGCUAGUGGAUCCAGCCCGGCCUGGGGACUUCAAUCAAGCAGCCAUGGAGCUGGGGGCCACAGUCUGUACCCCGCAGCACCCUCUCUGCAGCCGGUGCCCUGUGCAGAGCCUGUGCCGGGCAUACCAGCGGGUGGAGCGGGAACAGCUCUCAGCCCUGCCAGGCAGUCCUGAUGUAGAGGAGUGUGCUCUCAAGACUAGACAGUGCCAGCUUUGCCUACCUCCCACAAAACCCUGGGACCCCGCUCUGGGAGUGACCAACUUUCCUCGAAAGGCCAGCCGUAGGCCUCCCAGGGAGGAGUACUCUGCCACUUGUGUUCUGGAGCACCCCAGAGCCACUGGGAGUCCCCUCAUCCUGCUGGUCCAAAGGCCUAACUCAGGUCUGCUGGCGGGACUGUGGGAGUUUCCAUCUGUCACCUUGGAGCCCUCAAAACAGCAUGAGCACAAAGCCCUUCUGCGGGAGCUGCAGCGCUGGUCUGGACCCCUCCUGGGCGCUCGUCCCCAGCACCUGGGGGAGGUGAUCCACGUCUUCUCUCACAUCAAACUGACGUAUCAAGUGUAUAGUCUGGCCCUAGAAGGACACACCCCAGUGGCCCCCACACCUCCUGGCGCUCAAUGGUUGACUUGGGAGGAAUUCCACAGUGCAGCUGUCUCCACCGCCAUGAAAAAGGCACCACUUUGUUGUCUCUUCUUGUGUGUCUCUUACGUGUUUUACAUGAACCUACUGCUGUAUAAACGGGAAGGAAAUGUGUAUUUUAAACAAAAUUGCAGGGGCCGACCACAGGCUGGGGUGGAACUCAGGGUAUUGGUUCUUUCUGGAGAAGGUGCCAGCCCUGUCUCCUUCUCUCCACCUCCAUCUUGGCUAGGUGUUCCACGUGUAUGAGGAUCAUCGGCGAGGGACCCGCAAGGGUUCUAAAAGGCCCCAGAUGUCUACUCCAUCAAGCCGGAAAAAACCUAGCCGGGGCCAGCAAAUCCUGGAUAGUUUCUUUCAGCCUCGUAUUCCCACAGACACACCCAACAGU